UUUGAAGUUGUCUAGGUUAGAUGGUUGUGUUAACUCCCUAAUUCGCCACGGCCUAUCACUCGCUAUUCAUUCUAGCGUGAGAUUGUCGCUAUGUGCAGCCCUCCCGCAAAUAUUUACUGCCGACUUAUUUCAUUCAUACAACAGAGAAAAUAUUGCUCAAGACUUUGAACCCCUUCUGCGUAGUUUAGUUGACUGCUUCAUUUCAUCUCUAGGCAAUAAGUCCGCUUACAAGUAUGCAUUUGUUUCUCUGCUCAAAAUGUUCGGUGAAGAUUUCUGCGCUUUUCUCCAUGAUACUUGGCAGUGUAAAGCUGCUGACGGAGUUUUGUCUAGUGCUCACCUUAAGUUGUUUCACCGGUGGUCAAAUGGAAUUCUUCUGACAAAUAAAGAGAAUAACGUCCGUCAAAAUUCUAUACACCACUCGAUUCAUCCAUUUGAAAACGGUGAAAAUCUAUUCAAAAUUUCAAACUUGAAGUCUUCCGCACCCAUUAACAUGACUAGUUCGGAUUGUAUUCCAACUGGUGCUCAUGUCAUUCGUUAUGAAGAUGUGUGUCAACUUUUAUCAAAGUCCACAUUUAUCCAAUUAGCGGGUCACUUUGAGAAGAUAAGUAACAAGCCAGAAAAAGACGUUCAUGUUAUUCAUCAGGCUGCAGAGGAAAUUCUGAAAAAUGUAGUUUCCAGAAUUAAUACUUCGUCAGUGAGAGGAACCAUAUUUAAGUACUUCUUCUUAGAGAAGUCAUCUACAAGGGAAUUGUCACAAAAUCGUCCUCUUAUAUGCCUCAUGGAAUUGUUGAAAAAGUUUAUUCGCACUUCUGAUCUUAACGUAAUUCUCCGCUCAUUAGAAAUAGCAACAUUACUCACGCAAUCACUUCAGUGUGCAGGUAGUGAAAGUGACAAUGAAUUAAUGAACAGAGAUUUUACGUUAAGCUUCUCUGACUCCGAGUGGUUUACACUUCAGCUUCUCAAUAUAAUUUGUUUUGCUUUGAGUGAUAGUAAUUUGGUAGUUCGGGUUGCUGGGACUAAGCUUUCACUUGCAGCGGGAAGUUUACCUUUUAGUGCUAUGAUAAUUGUUCGCGAACUUGCUGGUGGAGUGCUUACUUACCAUAAUGAAUAUAAUACUGAAGAACCAAAACAUGAAGUCGAGUUUUCAAAUUAUGAAUUCCCUGUCAGCAAAGUUGACCUGUUGCACAAAGAAGCAGUCGACCUUAUUACUACGUUACUUCUAACUUUCCCAAGUUCUGAGUUCGACCUGGCUGAGGUGUGUAAAUUGGUCAUACUUCCAGGAUUAACUGACUUAAAACUACAGGUACGGAUUGCAACGUUAGAUUGUAUAGCAGUUGUAGCUCAUCUCCUUGGUGCCGGUAAUUUGGAUUGCCUAUUAGCUGCUGUAUCACGUGCAGAUAAUUUCCUGUUAAAAACAGCUGGAAAUUUUCUACAACAUUCUUAUCUAGAGAAAGAUGGAAGUCAGCCGACACCAAAGUAUUCAACAUUACUAGAAGCUGUACAACGUCGAUUAGCUAAACGUCAACUGCCACAGUUAGAUAGUCAUUCACGUGUAAUACGAACCAGUAACAACAGUGUACCUGGUGCAUCAAUAUUAGCCAAUACUCUGGGAUUAAGUCCUAAUCAAGGCAUAGAUUACACACAAUUGAAGUUGUGUAUUCCAACCUCGGGAAGUGUCACACCUGCAACGCCAGGUACUGUUACAUCAGAAUUCAAAAGUUCACGUCUGUCAGCGUCAGCAAAUCAAUUGGAUAUACUAUCGAAUUUCUCAACUGUUCAGAAGGUGAAAUAUAAUUAUCGUCGUCGACCUAGUGCUGGUUUAACACGCAGACAAAAUCAACUCCCUUGGGAUCCACGUAUUAGUAUUGAUUUGUCUAGUUCAUAUCCUGGUAAAAUAUCAUCACGUUUAAUUCGUCGUAAUUCUAAUUGUAAUUUAUUCAAUACUACUGAUACUCAUACUACUUCUAGUACUACUUCUACUACUACUACUACAACAAUAACUGCUACUACCUCUUCAACUGAAGUCAAUCAUAAUUCUAAUCAUCUUCGUAAAACUACUGAAAAUAAUGAUGUUCUACUUACCAGUAACAAUUCGGUAGUCUUCGAUUCUACAACUAAUAAACAUUAUAAUCAUGAUAAAUACACUGACAAUCAUAUUGCUGAUGACAGCAGUGAUAAUAAUGAUGACGAUUAUCAUAUGGAUACCAAGUCAAGUACAACUCAUCGUAAUACUACUAUUAAUGGAAAGCAUGCUAAUCCUCAACAAACGACAAAUCACUCACAACAACAAGAACAACAGCAACAACAACAAGAGAAUUCUAAUCGAACUGUUAAUCCCACUUCUAAUUCACAAUUCAAUAAUCAUAUAAAAUCUGACUUUAUGAAUUUAUCAUCAACAAAACGUUAUUCAUCGAAAACACAAUUUUCAGAAUUUGGUUCACAAAGUCUACCAGCCUCAGGUCGUUUAUCGCCUACUCUAAAAAGUAUAUCAGACCAGUCGACAUUUGAACAAAGCAGACUAUUUCCUCUACGGUCUUCCCUUAUUAUGGCUAAAUCUACUUCAAAUAGUGAUGAACCAAGUUCAUUUACUACACCACGUCGAAGACCACGUUUAGCACCAAUUCGUCAUCCAUCUAGUGGAAAUCAAUCAGAUCAUUCUACACCUUGGACAGCACAGGAUCAAUCCGUUCAAAAUUCCAAUUUAAUUUCUACAUAUCCUUCAUCACUUCUACCGACUAGAGCUACAUUGGGUCGUCAAAGUGGUCGGUCACGUCCAACACUUAGUCAGGUCUUUAAUACUACUGCUACCACAGAGGAUUAUUCAGAACGGAAUCGUUUCGUCCAUAAUACUAUUACUCCAAACAGUGUAUUGACUACUGAUUUCAACUGUCAUUCAUCUUCACGUAUCUCGCCUAAUAGAAAUGUAACUACGCACAAUCGAAAUAUCAAGUCAGAUAGAACUGCUUCAUAUAAUAAAUUGGAUUAUUGUACUACAACUCGAACACAUACUGACUCUGAUUCUUUUCAUUAUUAUUAUAAUAAUGAUGGUGAUGAUGACUUUGAUGAUAAUGAUGUUGAAGAAGAGAUUUACGAUGAAGAUUAUGAAUCUGAUGAAGAGUAUACAGAUACUGGUGGUGCUGAUGAUGGUGGUGGUGGUGAUGAGACUACUAGAACAAUAGACAACGGAAAGUUUUCACAGAGAAAUCGAUCAACUAAGCCUAGUUCAUUGCCUGCUAGUGCAUUACCAUUAAAACUGGAUAAUAAUGAUACAGUUUUAUCUAAUACAACAUCAAGUUGUGAAAUGCCUGAGGUAUCAAGUAUCCGCAGUGCUGCAUCACAUCGACGUGCAAUGCGAUUAUUUGAAGAAGCUGAAAAACGUAGACAAAGUGAAAUUUCUAACAAUGCACAGCCUAUUACUAAUUCUACAACACCUAUAUCAUCCUUAAAGGUGACAAAGGUAUCUCCUACAAGUUUGUCGAAUACUUGUAUACAUACGUCUAGUACAGAUAUAAAUCAUGCGAAUUCAAAUCUAUCUGGUCCUGUACUAACACCAGCUGUUGUUCCUGCUAUGCCAUUACAACGUUUAAUUCCUGGAAAAGCUUCAGCUAAAAGACGUGGAAAUAUAUCUAUAAAUGAAUCAGUGGAUAAUGUAUAUAAAUCAGGCGGUGGUGGUGUUGGUGGUGAUAUUAGUACUAUUGGCGGUGAGAAUAUUUCACCUAAAACGCCUACAAAUUAUAAUAAGUCAGAGAUAGACAGAAAACAAUCUCAGUUAUUACAAGAACAACAAUUGACAAAGUAUUCAUCAUCUAAUACUACUACUGCUACUACUGUAUCGAGUAAAUAUAAUCCGUAUGUUGGUGCAUCAUUCCGUGAAAAUCGUGAUUAUGCAGGAUUAGUGAUUGGACGAGCUACUGGAAGUCCUUUACCGACAACGACGACAACUACCUCAGGUGAUAUGCAUCAACAAUAUCAAAGUAUUGAAAGGAGACCGUUGAAAGGUCAACAUAAUAUUCAAUCCACUAUUACUAACCCAAGCGGAUCAUUGAACCAUUUACCCUCAACAGAUACCACAUCUCAAGCACCGGCAGGGAAUACCAAUAGUACAGGUACACCGUCCUCCUCCACUACUACUACUACUUCUUUCAAUGUUGUUGGUCGAAGUCUGUUUGAUCAACCAUUAGUGACAAGUGGGAAAUCACAUAUUCCACAAUCAUCAUCAUCUCCGUCAAUAAAUAAAGUGGUCUCUGGGAAUAAUAUUAACUCGAGUGGAAGGCAAACACCUGGUAAUUACAAACAUACUGAACAUAAUCAGAUAGACCACAAUGUUUAUCAUGCAUCGAAAGAUAGCGAACUAGAAGGUUCUAAUGUCUUACUCGGUAUUGGUAUAAACGAAGCAACAUACGUUGCAUCUGCGCCUAAUGUUAGUGAUGGAGAUUCUAAAGGAACUCAAGAAACAUGUGUAUCGCUUAGUUUUCGACAAAGAAUAUUGCAAAAGAAAUCUAAAAAACUUCAAAAUUUACGUGAUAAUUCAACACUUCCUAAACAACAGACGCCAAAUACUUCCCCUCUUACACUUCAUCAGUUAGAAAUUAAUCAGAAUAAAGCCAAUCCUGAAACAACAACAGAAUGUACUUUCAAUGUCGACAAUGAAAAAUCUUUCUCCCGAUUAGAUUCAAGUGAACAUCCUCCUAGCCAUUCAACAUGGCCACCACCAUCGUCGAACAGUUCUUCCCGUUUAAAUUUAUCCUCAAAACCAGAAGAAAAUUCUCCGAAUUUAAAGGCAAAUAUUACGACUGGUGGCAGUGGUGUAUCUACAGCGUCUUCAACAAGGCGUCGUCUACCCGCUGAAAACUCUUUAUCAAGAGGUUCUGUGAAUAAUACUGUUAUCAAUAAUUCAGGAAAUUCGAAUGAUCCAAUGCACCCUAUGUCCCAUUGUACAGAUACUUCAGUCAAUAGUGGAGAUACAUCUAUGAAAUUAAGUGAUUAUGAUAAAAAUCCAUUACCAGAUAAACCAUUACUUAAAGGUGGUAAAUCAGUUGCAAGUCUUUCUGGAACUCCACCAACAUUACCAAGUGCUCUUAAUCUAGUCAAUUCAGAUGAUUGGGAGGAUAAAGUCAGUGGACUUGAAUUAUUAACACAGAUAUUCAGUGAACAGUCAAUACACUUAGUACAAACUACACAAACUGGUUCAGCGUCUGCAGGUUCUUCAAGACAACCUGCAACCAAUAUAUCUACAUCUGCUCCAACAUUGGUUAUUACUUCAGAGACACUUAGUCAAACUGUACAGGCAGUAAUUACAGAAUGUAGAAAUUUACGCUCUCAGGUUUCACGUCAAGCUGUACAAACUAUGGGUAGUUUAUUUCAGGGAUUGAAUAGAGCAAUGGAUCCACACGUGGAUGUAUGCAUACGUGUAUUAUUGAGUAAAUGUGGAGAAGCUGCUGCAGCCUUCCUACGUGAUGAAGUCACUGUGAUAAUGGAUGAAGUAGUUCAAUAUGCCAGUCCAUCACGUACACUACAAGCAUUAAUACAACAUGGAUUAGGAAUAGUUAUCAUCACUAGCAUAGGUGUUGGUGAUCUACCACCGUCUGCAUCAUCUUCAGCUGGUGUUCGUCGUAGAGGUUUUUCACCAGCGACUAGAUCACGUGGACCUAGUGCUGGAGGGAAUAUUUCCAAAGUAUGAGAUAUGCAUGUAACUGUGUUUGUUUAUACACAGUUCGCUUCGGAAGGGAAGAGGCUAUUGGCUAUUGGCAGAAAUAUAAGUGAAUAUUUUUUUCCACUAAAUCUUUAUCACUGUGUUACUACUUCUUUAUAAAACAGACAUGUAUUUCGUUUUUGCUUUUGUUUCUUUUUCAAAGGAGAUAUCUUUUACAUCCAUUUGUCUACUGUGUACCUCUGAAUAUAUAGAUGUCUCUCUCUAUCUCUAUUCAAUUCUUCUAUGGCGCUGUUUUAUAGUUGUAUAUUUCGAUAUCUUUCAAAGAUGAACGGUUGCUUGUUCAAUUAAACUAGUAUUGUUUGUCUCUGUAGCAGUGAAUAACAAAAAAAAUAACUAAGACAAAUGGAGAAUAGUUAUAACCAGAGAAGAAAAAAAGUAAAAAUGAGAAAAGGGUGAUGCGCUUGUUUCUGUGAUUUUUUUUGCGUAGUGUGAAAUCUGUAUUUUUAUAAUACUAUUAUAUAUGGUGUAUACCUGUACCGUAUACAUAUCUUCAAAGAUUACUCUUAUUAUUAUUAUUAUUAUUAUUAUCACUAUGACUCUUGUUGUGACUGACUGAUAACUGAUACUUGAUUGUACUCAUUAGAAAGUAGGAGAAGGUAAUGGUUUUCCUUAGUGCGCACAAUAAUGAUGAUGAUAAUAGUAAUAAUAAUAAUACAUUGAUAAAACUUAUUAUUAUUACUCUAAAUUAAUUUUUUUUCUUAUUUUAAUAUUUAAUCGAAGAAUUUCAAUAUUUUAAUUACUUGUAUGUACUACUAUUAAUAUUAUUAUUAUUAAUUAAUAACCAGUAGAGAAUAGAAGUUGACUAAUAAUGAUGAUAAUAAUAAUAUUUUACUAGUGAUAUGUAUUUUGCGAUCAGUUGCUCAUAGUGUAUUUUACGUAGAUCUGUAUGGUUUUUGUAAGUUAUUUAAUUAGUUAGAAUCACGCACAAAAUAGAUACAUAUAUAUUUCUCUACGCUUUGCUUCCCUUCUUCGCCUCUUCUUUGUCAUACUUUCAGAUUAAGCGUAGUUUUCUGUGUGUGUAUGUGUGGGUGUGGUAUGGUUAAGGUAACGGCGCCGAUUCCUUCCAUCGUUCACCUGAUUCUCUUUCUUCUCCUUCGCCUAACCUCAUUUCUCUGUCUCCUUCUACAACUUCUUCAUAUCUGUUACGUAACCAAACCACCAACUGUGUUAUCCAUCCAUGCAUAUGGGGAAUAUUGAAUAUAUAUAUAUAUUGAACAGCCUUCUUCUUUCUUACUCUUGUUCUCCUUGAUUGAUUUUUGAUGAGAUGAGAUGAGAUGAGAUCAGAGGAAAUGCCUUUGUUGAGAAUAAAAGACAUAAAAUCCUGUUCAUUAUUCUAACUAGCUAUUUUUUUUUGAUAUCUUUGUGUACUUUAUGCAGGCGGGGAGGGGGUUUCUUUUUUGCUCACCUUGUCAUUUCAUUAACUCGCCUACUCUCUCACUUAUCGUUAUCACCUGCCUACUGUAAUAUUUUAUUUUGGUUUUGAGUGUGAAUAUUAAAAAGAGAAAACGCUUACUUAUUUUUCUUUUCUUUUGUUUUACUUAGCAUGUUUGAUAUGAUGCCUAUAAAGAGACUCCAUAUGUGCCUCCUUCGUCUAUAUAUAUAUAUAUAUAUAUAUGCAUAAAUAAUCAAAUCAGAGAAACAAGAUUACAUAUCUAAACAUCAGUAUACAACAUAUCAACAGUGAUAAUAAUGCUAAUGUGUAGUGAAGGGAACAGAUGAUAUCACAAACACUUUUCUAAAGAAAAAUCCAAUUCUCCCUCCCUACUUCCAUCCACCCACGCACCCCGCACUACCCCACCUCUUGUUCUUUUGCUUUUACUUACUCCUACUGUUUGUUCCCUACCAAUUGUAUGAUGCCUCACAAAAAAUUCAACACUUUGCACAUACAACUGAUAUAUAUAUAUAUAUAUAUAUAU
Molecule: messenger RNA, 7629 nt
Organism: Trichobilharzia szidati
Lineage: Eukaryota; Metazoa; Platyhelminthes; Trematoda; Strigeidida; Schistosomatidae
Source: the annotation of a GenBank genome assembly